Molecule: messenger RNA, 336 nt
Organism: Fusarium odoratissimum NRRL 54006
Lineage: Eukaryota; Fungi; Ascomycota; Sordariomycetes; Hypocreales; Nectriaceae
Exons: 2
Coding region: 45-296 (83 amino acids)
Source: RefSeq, a predicted model, not a curated record
UUACAAUCAAUCAAUCGAUCGAUAUCAAUAUCAAUAUCACCAAAAUGAAUUCCGCCGGAGACCGAUCCGUCAUCUCGAAUGACAUGCAGGAGCUUCGCGAGGGCGGCGAAGAGAUCUCCCACAAGAUCCAGGGCCACAAGGCGAACCUUUCCAACCCCAACACCAGCCAGGCCAGCAAGGAGAACAGCAAGAAGGAGAUCGAGGCGCUGGGAGGAGACGCGAACCACUACGGCAACGAGUCUGAUCCUCGAAGCAAGAGCGCGGCGGACAACUUGGAGGGAAGCCGAGUUGGUUAAUUUAAUUAAUUAAUGGUAUAAUAUGAUAUCCAAAUGGAAU